Molecule: messenger RNA, 8575 nt
Organism: Poeciliopsis prolifica (blackstripe livebearer)
Lineage: Eukaryota; Metazoa; Chordata; Actinopteri; Cyprinodontiformes; Poeciliidae
Product: kin of IRRE-like protein 1
Exons: 15
Coding region: 342-2750 (802 amino acids)
Biological process (GO): cell-cell adhesion
Cellular component (GO): cell-cell junction
Molecular function (GO): cell adhesion molecule binding
Source: RefSeq, a predicted model, not a curated record
CACGCCGAGAGACAGAGAGGGUUAGAAGAGGGAGAAAGGAAUUCAGAACUGUUUAAAUGGGAAUCCAGAGCGCAGCGAGGACAGAGGCUGCGGACUGAGCCAGCAAAACAAAAACAACAACGGAAAAAGUGGAGACAGAUUUAUUUUACGCACGGGAAAAGUGGGAAGUAGUUAAAGGAAAGGAGAAAGAGGCAUGGGAUUUUUCUCCUCUAAAUGUGUCCUGUUUGACUCUCAUGACUCAGAGAGGAUUACUGUUAAACUCAGCCGCUCUGCAGGAAUUGAUGGUGUCUUCUAAGAGAAACGGAGCCGAGGGGAGGAAUCUGAAUGCGCUCGGCUGAACCAUGCCAGGCUUGUGGAUCCUAACUUUGGCACUCGCUUUCAACCAAGUGUGCUGUGUGCGAUUCUCCCAGGAGCCGGCCGACCAGUCAGUGGUGCUGGGAGAACGAGUGGUGCUGUCCUGCGUGGUCUUCAACUACACGGGCAUCGUACAGUGGACCAAGGACGGCUUGGCCUUGGGCAUCGGAGAAGGACUUCGAGCCUGGCCCAGGUACCGCGUGCUGCGGGCGCUGGACACAGGCCAGUUCAAUUUGGAGAUCUCACACGCUGAGCUGUCAGAUGACUCCCUGUACGAGUGUCAGGCCACGGAGGCCGCCCUGCGCUCCAGGAGAGCCAAGCUCAACGUACUUAUCCCCCCUGAGGAUCCGGUGGUGGAGGGAACGCCGGAGCUGCUGCUGAUGGCUGGAACUGCAUUCAACCUGACCUGCGUAACCCGCGGGGCCAAGCCUGCAGCUCACAUCCAGUGGACCAAGAAUGGCAUCCCUGUGGAGGGAGCACACCACUCUACGGAGGUUCUGCCAGACAGGAAGAGAGUGACGAGCCGGAGCUAUCUCCCCAUCACUCCAGUUGACACUGACAGCGGCAGCAAUUUCACCUGUGUGGCCAGCAAUCCAGCAGUGCCAAUGGGCAAACGAGCCACUGUCACUCUCAACGUCCACCACCCUCCCACUGUGACCUUGUCCAUCGAGCCUCGCUCAGUCCUGGAAGGAGAAAGAGUCACAUUCACCUGCCAGGCCACCGCCAACCCGCCCAUCAUGGGCUACAGGUGGGCCAAAGGUGGCGUGCUGCUGGAGGGGGCCAGGGAAAGUGUGUUUGUCACCACGGCAGAUCAUUCAUUCUUCACUGAGCCCGUGUCAUGUCAGGUGUUCAACGCAGUGGGAAGCACCAACGUCAGCAUCCUGGUGGACGUGCACUUUGGUCCAAUUCUAGUGGUGGAGCCCAGACCAGUAACAGUGGAUGUGUACUCAGAUGUUACUUUGAACUGCAAGUGGGCUGGAAACCCUCCUCUUACCCUCACCUGGACCAAAAAGGGCUCCAGUAUGGUUCUCAGCAACAACAACCAGCUGCAUUUGAAGUCAGUGAGCCAGGCCGAUGCAGGCCAGUAUGUCUGCAAGGCCAUCGUGCCGCGCAUCGGAGUGGGAGAGAUCGAGGUUACGCUCACUGUCAAUGGCCCCCCCAUCAUCUCCAGUGAUCCAGUUCAGUACGCUGUCAGAGGUGAAAAAGGAGGGAUCAAGUGUUACAUCGCCAGCACCCCCCCACCUGAUAAGAUUGUUUGGGCCUGGAAGGAGAACGUUUGGGAGAAGGAGAAAGGCACUCUGAUGGAGAGGUACACGGUGGAGCAGAGCAAACCCCAGUCCCAAGGCGGCGCCGUCCUCUCCACCCUGACCAUCAACAACGUCAUGGAGUCUGACUUUCACUCCCCGUACAACUGCACCGCCUGGAACUCGUUUGGACCUGGAACUAUGAUCAUUACCCUGGAGGAGAAAGAUAUUGUUCCAGUGGGAAUUAUUGCCGCUAGUACAGUGGGCUCCUCCAUUCUGCUGCUUAUGAUUCUGCUGGCACUCGCCUUCUUCUUCUACCGCCAACGCAAAGGCAGUCGUCGAGGCGUCACACUCGGUAAACCAGACAUCAAGGUAGAAACGGUCAACAAAGAGACCCACAGCCUGGAGGAGGAGGCAGCCAACGUCUCUACAGCAACCAGAAUGGUCAAGGCCAUGUACUCCCCAUUCAAAGACGACAUGGACCUGAAGCAGGAGAUCAGGAGCGAGAGCGACACGCGGGAGGAGUACGAGCUCAAGGAUCCAACUAAUGGCUACUACAACGUCCGAGCCACCACCCACGAUGAGGCGCGGCCCCAGUCCCGUGUCGUCCACUACCAGGGAGAGUUUCGCCCUCCAAACCCAAACACCGGGCCAGGCGGCGCCACAUCCGGCGGACCUUCAGCUGCGGUCAGCGGUGCAGUUCCUCCCAGCGCCGUGCCAGGCUCCAGGGCAGGCUGCUAUGACCCUCGCCCGCCCUCCCGGAUGUCCCACUCUACCUACGCCCAAUUCAACACCUUCUCUAGGGCGGCACAGAGGCAGGAAGCUCCUCCAAAUCCUGCUCUCCCUUCACCCGGAGAUUACCCCGGAGGAGACUGUGGCCUGCUGGACAGCUCAACCCAAAUGCCAUACGACAGCUACGGAUAUCCCUCCCAGUAUCCCAGCUACCGCAUGGGCUUCGCUCCUACCAUAGAGGAAGGGCCGGCUUAUGAGAUGUAUCCGACGGGACAGGGGACCGGGUCGGGCCCAGGAACGGGUCAGCAAAGUCCUGAAACAGGCUUGGCAAAGUACGGGAGCUCCACUCGCUUCUCGUACUCGUCCCCACCGUCUGACUAUUCCCACAGACACACGCAGCGAAUGCAGACUCACGUUUGAGGAAAGGCCGACGCACUUUCCUGGAUUUGCUUUCGGCAUCAGCAGCGUUUUCACAUCCUGUGCAACUCCUCCCGAUCUGUGCAUGGAUCUUCAACAAUCCGUCCCCCAUUGCAAUCACAACAACAUGACUCCCCAACAGUUAGGAAAGAAGCAAUACAUGCAGAGUGAUCUUCACCCUGAUUCACACAGGCCUCCUGUUUGCUGUGGCUGCCCAUCAACUAAAAGAAAAAGCGAGAUUCACAAUCAGGAGAUGAAAAGAAGAACAAGAAGAGCACUUUGCCAACUUGGACCACCUGCCCUCACACCCUCCUGUCUCUGUAAAUAAUGUGAAAUUUGGGCCAUUUUAAAGUUAUAUUUCUUGUAUAAAUAUAUAAACCGCAAACCUCUCAGCAAGCCACACUUUUUGCAUUUUCUGACUUACAUUGCUGAACAUGAAUCCAAACAUACAACCACAUUUCGUUAAAGAAAAAAUGCAUCAAAGGGGCAGCUUGGACUAUAAACAUAGCUGGCACUUUUCAUUAAUGUCUUUUUCUUACAAGAUCUACCUUGCUUUGAGUGGGACAGUUCGUCUGGAGCGAUCAGAUUGCAAGUUCCUAUGUGCCAACACACAAAAGUUAAAUGGUAUCUUUUCUUUUUGAAACCGUGGACGUUAAGGUGCUCCGGGUGUACAAGACGAACGGAGCAGUAGCAAGCGUCUCUUUGCUCCUUCUCCUCCUCGUAUUGUGUUUCUGUCAUCAUCAUCCAUUUCUAUACCUAACAUUUCACCUAAAGUCGAUGCUAUUGAUAGUGUUUGUGAAACAAGGUGUGGUGGGAGCGCCUUUACAUUCUAUACAUUUCUGCAAUUUGUGCAAAAAGAUACCUCCCCUAUCUUCAAAAAAAAAAUGUUUCUCUCACUUGCACAGUAGAAUAGAUUUUUUUCCAUAUUUAUACUGAAGCAUAUAAAAAAAUCAACAACAAAAAAAAACGACGGCAUUCAGAAACAUUUUAUAAUAUUUUUAUAAGGAGUUGUGGACCAAAGGUUCAGCAUUUUGGGUGACACUCACUUUUUAACGUGUAACGCGGCGUUACGGUCGGAAAAGGCCCGAGUUCCUUUAAAAUGAAACGGUUUUUAAUGUUGUUGGCUUAACGUAGAAAACCUAAAGAGCUUCACCUCAAAAUAACAAGUAUCCAGCUUAUACCUGCUAUGGAUAUAUUUGUUUGGCGUGAAACUCUUUCUUUGACUUCCUGUCUUCUGACUGGACUGCCUUUUUUCUAAAGCUGGUGACGACAUUCAAAAUGACGGGCUUGGAGCGAGAAGCUGCUCGAUCGGAGCUGCCCUGCCAACUUGAGAAGCAGCGAGGUUUAAAUGUAGUCUAACAUAUCAAAGUGAGGUAGAGAGGGUUCUAUCUAGCUCAUAUGGUACUUUGUACUAUUUGUAAGUAUGCUGAUUUUUUCUCUGCAACAGAAACUCUGCUGGUGUCUUAUGUCUGAGAUUUUUUGUCGUAUCAUGUCAGGUUUUGGUGUGCAGAUCUGGCCUUCGAAGCAGAACUUAGUACUCGAAACUUGAAAAUCUGAGGGGAUAAAUCAUGCAAGUUCCUCUCCUUCCUCUAAGUUGUGCUCAAUGAUGUUAAGCUAAUAACUGUAGAGACAGCUUAAACAUAUAGCGCCCUCUACAGUUAAAAGAUCCCCUUGUAAAGAUAUGUAAAAAGCCUAAUUAUAAAGGCAUAUUUUAAUUGUUGUGGUAUAAUCUCAGUUUGGAAAUAUUUUAAAAAUCCAUUUAUUAAUUUGAGUACCUUUAUUACCUGAGAGAAAAAUAUCCAGCACUGAGAAAUAAUUUGACAAACUCUGCAUUUUGACAUUUGUGAUGGUAGGACAGAAACAGAAACAUGUUUUCCUUCAUGUCCCCAAAACAACAAAACGCCACUUAGGUUUCCUUUAUUGUGGAGAUUUUUUUUUUUUCCUUUUACCUCCCAUAGUGUUGUUGUACAUGUUGACAAGACAAUCUUGGAUGCUUAUGCAGCACUAUUGGGUCUAAAGGUUUAGUCCUAUUUUGAGGAGAGUUUGCAUGUGAUGUCAUAAUUAUAUCUGACGUAAAAUAAAAUGAAAAGGUUACGGAUAAAUACUUCAAUAACCCCAGACACCAUAAAAAAAAAUAUUUGUCUUAUUUUUCAGGAAAAAUCUGAAAAGUGCAGUAACAAUGUUUUACAAAUAAAUAAUUAUUUCUCAGUGUGAGAUUAUUUUUCUCUGUUUAAAUGUACUUAAAUUAAGUUUUUCACAUGACCCUGAUUUCUGAGCAAAAAUCUCUGGAUUGCAAUUAUCUUACACCUCAGUGAGGUGUUGGUGUCGUCUCAAACGGAUCAAGGUAUUUCUUAUUAUAGUUUCUUAUAUCAUCUAUUAAUCCCCCGAGGUUUAAUAUUAGAGCAUUUAAGCUUUUUGUAAACUAAUGAAAAACAGAUUGAUUUUUUUUUUUUUUUUUUUUUGCCAAAAAGUCCUCUCUCCCCCAGUGGAUUGAAGUUAUUUAUGUUUGCACUCGGAGCUUAAUGAGAUUCGAUUAAACUGCUCUCUUCAUUGUCAUACCAGCUCAAAACAUCAUAUUUUAUGUCGACAAGAAUUUGUUUUAGUGGAAUACAAGAAGAGUGUGUCAAUAAUCACAAUCCUCAUGUCAUGAGCUUCCACUGCAUUAAGUUUGCUUCUUUUCUGGACGAACAUGAAGACAAUAAGCAUUUCUAUUGCACCCAUCAGGAAUAGAUUCUAGAUUUCAUUUAAUACCUUUCCAAAAGUUCCCAUCCUGCACGCUUCACUGAGCAGGUAAAUUUAAAAGGCGCAGAAAGCAAUAAGGAGUCACUCACUUGUAUCUGUAUUCUACAUUUUGGAGCAGUUAAAAAUGAUUGUGCAUUAAAUAAGACCCCGGGCUGCAGAGGCUAUCAGCCAUUCCAGAAGUAAUCAUUGAAUGUUUAUAUUUAUCAGUCGCCCCAUCAACCCUUCAUGGUAUAUUAUGGUAAUUGUCUGCAGAGGGGCUAUAAAAAUGUGUUUACAGCUCUUGUUUUCUAUAAAGGCAGAGAAAGAAAACCACACCCACGCCGAUUUGUAUCUCAGAGGCAACCUCGUAGCUCCAAGGUCACGAUGUAAACCAUUUCAGCUGGGCUAGAACAGCAGGUGGAGCUGCGUUUAAAAUCUUAAACCGUUAUCACCCCCGUGGAACUGCGCACCGUAAUCUAUUUACAACCUUUUUACAGAGUUGGAGCUGAGCAGUAUUUUGCAUCUGGCUUGCAAUCUUGUUACAACCGUGCGGAAGGAUGAGUGAAUUUGACGGAGAAGGUGCUGAGGCUGCUGCACGCAUAGCCAAUUCAUGCAGGUAUCUGGGUAUUAACUGUGGUGACAGUCUGUUGACAUUACAGUUCACAUAAAAUGUUAAACACACAUGGCCUAUGCUAGGGUACAGCAGUGGAAAAAUAACUGCAGGUGCGUCUUACUACAUGAAAACAGCAUCAAACCGUAGCUGAAUCUGAAGGAAAUACUUUUACCUCAUUAGGUUGUUUUCCGUGUGUGUUUUUUUUCUGUGUUUUUCUCUGUGUAGUUUGUGCCGAUGGUUUCUUUCAAACUUGCUGCCAUGUGUCAAAUUAAAAGCCAUCUGCCAGCUUCCAAAUGUCAAAGUCAAAACAGAGAAUGAAAUCACAUGAAUAUCGCAAACCUCUCUUGUUGCUUUCUUCCAGACUUCCGUCAUUUAGUCGCACUAUCACACAGUACAGUGUCGGUAUGUCUUUUUAGCUUGCUUCUCUUUCUGGUGUCUGUUUUAUAGAAUAUAUAAAUAUUCAUGAGUUCAUAAUAUUCACUUCAAUGUUUCUCUGAUUUAUUUUUAUUUUAGCCAAAUAAGUGCAAGUUUUGUAUUUACUUUGUGGUACAUCACCAGUUGAAGAAAGAACUGGUCCAAAGUGUCUUUCGCAUUGUAAAACAUUCUUUGUUGGUUCUGAUCCACUUAAUCAAUUCAUUUUUGAAAAAAGUUGGGUAUUGAACAUCUGUGGCCUAAAGAACUUGUCGGUCAUGCUAGAAAUAGCCUGUGGAUGGUCUCAAGUAGGCCAACCCAGACUAGGACCGGGCCAGACCCAUGCUGGGCUGAGCUGGGCCGAGCUGGGCCGACCCAGACUGUCUGCAGAGUCUUGACAUCCAGUUUUACUGUGUGAACCUUUCAGUGAGUGCCAAAAAAACCCAUCAACUGAGCAGACAUGCAAAUGCAGCAGCAGUUUGUGUUUACUCUGACUGUGUCUUUAUGUGUGGAUGGAUUCAGACAGACACGUGUGUUUUCCAUGUCCAACUUUAAAGAUGCAUGCGUGUGUGUUUGCGUUUGUGUGUGUGUGUGUGGGCAGUAUGCAACCCAAACAUGUUUGGACCAGUGGAGAGAAGAAAUGAUGGUUUGACUGAUAAUUUCAUAUGUUGGCCAGUCACUCCUGCGGGUAUGAAGGAGACCAUUCCUGACCUCGGGGAUAAAGACCCUGAAAAUGCAGAUUUUCCUCCUAAGUGUAAUUUUUAACAGCUCAAAUGUUAUUUGGGUGAAAUAUUGUUGCUUUAAGUACAGUUUUUGUUCAAUAUCUCAUAUGAUAAACCUUAUUUUUAACAGAAGAAGCCUGUAUGAUUUGGCUCUUUUCCUUGUACUCCAGCUUUAAUAAACUUUUUUUUUUUUCACUUACAUUUAGAUGCAAGACAAAACUGAUGCCAACAACUAACAACUAUCACUGUUUGGCUGUGAUGCAGAUAACAAGAACACAAAACAAACAUCUAAAUCUUUGACAGCACUGUCUAGAAAACUAUGACAAAGAUUAAACUGUAAACCUGAACCUGCAAAUAAGUACAUAACCUAGUAGGUUGUCUUUUUUUUUUUUAAUGGGGACAUUUUCUUAAAAUGUCCCCAUAUGUACUGCUGCUCUGGACUUGAGAUAAAUGCUAUGCAAAUGCAUAAUUUACUGAUGAAAAUGCUAAAUAAACUGUUGUCUGAACUGACGAAGAGUCACUCACAUCGGCAUGCCUAGUGCUUGAAGUGCCUGUCAGAGGAGGAUACUUUAUUGGACUUUAUUUCUGAUUAAUUCAGUUAAAUAAACCACAUGUUGGCUCUCGUAUCUCUGCAUAGAGAAUUGAACCUUCAUCCCAAGAUAGUCUGGCAGAUUUUAACACUUAAACUGGAUUUUGUCUUGACCAAAUAUUUUGAUGUUUGCUGAAUUAUCAGGUGUUUUUGGUAAAUUGCGCUAAUUUAGACUUUUCAAAUUAAUGAUCUUUCCUCUCAUUUUAAUUUUAGGAAAAGAGCCGAAUCAUAAUAUUGAUUUCUUAGGGAUAUAAAAAAACAAACAAACCGUGAUUAGUUUUAAAAGUUGUACCGUUUGUCAGUCAAACCCUAGCUGAAUGGUGGACAGAUGUUUGGCCUGUAAGGAGUCAGAACAGAAAGCUUGUUGCUUAUCUGUCUGCAGAGCUUGUCUGCUCUCUGCAUGAAGGAACAAGAUGAUGUUCUGCUUGACGCUGCUGAGUGUCUGAUUAUCACUACAGCGAGAAAGAAUCCAUGUUGCACUUAAAACUGCGUGAAGUGGAGACGGAGACGGUUAUGAGGCAGAUAAUGAGUGAGUUCAAUCAACCGUAUAUAAUCUUCAUUCUCCAGUUCUUGAUUUGUAUCCCUAUAUAUUGUUCACGUGAACUAAGUUUUGUUCGGUACUAGUAUAUCGUUUUUGUUCCGAAAAAAAUGUGUGAAAACAUACGAGAUACUGAAAUAUUGUUUUUUCUUUUCACGUUUUCUGUCAUGUUUUUCUUCAAAUUCAAUGUAAUUAUUUUUUCACAAUAUAAAGAAAAUAAAAGAUGACACAGUU